Messenger RNA from Eurytemora carolleeae, 4464 nucleotides. Its product is annotated as X-linked retinitis pigmentosa GTPase regulator. Bases 492 to 2561 code for a protein of 689 amino acids. The transcript has 18 exons. The record is from RefSeq and is a predicted model, not a curated record. NCBI's taxonomy places the organism in Eukaryota, Metazoa, Arthropoda, Copepoda, Calanoida, Temoridae.
GAAAGCUUGGUAGUUUAGUUAGACUUAGUCUAGCUAUAUUUAAGUACAUAGAUACUAACCAACCAUACACGUUAUAUUUAUAAUAUAAUAAAAAUUAAGAUAGAUCAUAAGUAUUUAAUGUGAUUUUGUGAAUAUCUUUAUGAAAUCUGUGAAAUAUAGAUAUGUGAAUUUGGCGCCAAAAUCUGUUCUAAAAGUGAACACCAAGUAUUGAUGUGAUGGGGGAUUUAUGUGAUGCUGAAAUAGAGAUUAAUAAAUAAUAAGUUAACAAUAUUCGGUGAUAUUCAGCUUACAACAGUGAAGACCCCUGAAAAGCUGGAAAAGUAAGCAAUUGCAAUUAAAAAAGAUGUUUUCAACAAAACAAUCGUUGAUCUGAAAAGCUUCGAUAAAUUUAGUGUCGGUGACGAAAUCUGCCUGAGAAUGUUCGUUGAUAUAGAUUGCGGGAAUACAAGAUGAAUUGGAACAGAUUCCACAGUUGAAGCUGAAAUAUCAGAAUGACCGGCAAGAUGGCCGAUGACCCUGAAAUCCCGGAAACAGGAGCAGUGUUCACUUUCGGCAAAUCUAAAUUUGCGGAGAAUUCUCCAAGCAAAUUCUGGAUCAAAAAGGACAAUAUUGUACUGAUAUCAUGUGGAGAUGAACAUACUGCAGUUGUCACCCAGUCUGGCAGACUGUUUACAUUUGGAAGUAAUGAAUGGGGACAGCUGGGGUUAGGACACAACAACAAUGCUCCCCGACCCAGCUGUGUAAAGGUUUUGAAGCCCGACCCUGUGACAGCUGUUGCUUGUGGUCGCCACCAUACUUUGGUGGCGCUAGAGUCGGGAACUGUCAUGGCGAUGGGUUCCAAUAGUGAGGGUCAGCUGGGGUGUGGUCGGAACCCGGAGUGCACAACUGAACCAAUUCAAGUUUUAGGUCUUGAUAAUGCUUCUAUUGAAAAACUAGCGGCAGGAAGUAAUCAUUCACUGGCGCUGACAACUGAGGGGCAGGUUUAUGUCUGGGGAAGCAACACUGAGGGUCAACUUGGCCUAGGGGAGGAAGGAGAAGAGUUCAUUUAUAGUCCACUUAAACUUAAUCUUAGUUUCAAGGUUGUUGAUAUAUCUUGUGGAUAUUAUCACAGCGCGCUGGUCAAUCAAGCUGGUGAGGUGUACUGCUGGGGGGAGAGUGAAGGGGGUAGACUGGGGUUAGCUGGAGCAACUGGAGACACAGAUACGCCGAGAAUGGUUAGUUUACCAGAGAAGGUUAUCUCUGUAUCGUGUGGUGGACUCCAUACAAUUGCUCUCACUCAGAGUGGUCGCGUAUACUGCUGGGGGCAGAGUACACAUGGUCAGCUAGGUUUAGGAACAAGAAUUUUAGAGUCUUCCACUCCCCAUCCUAUAGGAGCACUAUCCCAUCUUAAUAUUGUACAAAUAUCGACCGGUGAGAAUCACAGUGUUUGUGUCAGCAACAAUGGCCGUCUGUAUGUCUGGGGAGACGGGAGAUAUGGGAAGCUAUGUUUGGAUUUAGAAACGACGACCAACCAUUUCUCCCCGGCUUAUGUUACAAGAUUUAAAGAAUUUAAGGUUAUUACAGCAAAGUGUGGAGGAUGUCAUACAAUGGUUCAUGGUGUACCAGGGUAUACACAAAGUGAAGAUGAGGAUGAUCAAAUAUUGAACGAAUCAAUCAAUGAAGAAGUAAACCUUGAAGCAAGAGAAAGAAGGAGAAGUGGGAUUAGCAGGGAAGAAAGUUUAAAGGGUCCUGCUCCUUUGCCACCUAUAAAUUCCUCGCCAACUAGAACAGUUGCGGAAACUACCGAAGACAAUGAUCUGAAAGAGAACAAGGAAAUUGAGAAACCUGAACAAAUUGAGGAAGAAAAAAAAUGCGGGAAAAUUAGCAAAUUUUUUAGCGGAUUUAGGAGAAAAAAAUCAGUUCUGAAAAGAGAACUAGCAUUGGAAGAAGACAAAGAAGAAGAAAGUGAGAGAAAGGAGGAGGUGAAUGGCAAAAAGGAGGAUGAGGAGGGAAACAACAAAGAAGAAGGGAAGGAAGAGGACAGCAAAGAGGAAAGUGAUAAAAGUGACUCCAAACCAGUUUCAGAAAAUGGUGAACGUGAUACCAAUAGUGAUCAUGAAGAUAACGAUCAUGAUGAAAAAGCAAAGAAAAAAGUUUCAUUUUUUAGCAGAUUUUCUAAAGGAAAUGAAACAACUGUAGAAAUUAUUGGAGAGGAACCCAAAGGAGGAAAGGGGUUAAAGAAUUUCUUAAAGAAUACAAAUGUCAACAAAGAUGACUCUUCCAAGAUACGAGACGAUGCCGUCAAUGACAACGACUAUGAUAAUGACGAAGAGAAUGAUGAUGAUGAUAAUACUGAUGAUAGUAUAAAAGAUUCAGAAAACGAUUCGUUGUCUUCAUCCUCUUCCCUGUCUGGAGUGCAAACCAAACCUAAACCUAAACUUGAACCUAAAACUAGCAGUAAACCUGGGAAUGGGGUCGGGAGCCCUACCUCUAAUGGAGCUGGGAGCCUUGGCUCAAAUGAAACAAGUUCAAUUACUUCUCCGAAAAACACUGUAAAAUCUAAAACCUGUUCUAUAUUCUAGAAGUUUCUAAACCCUGUUCUAUAUUUUAGAAGUUUUUAAACUCUGUUCUAUAUACUAGAAGUUUGUAAACCCUGUUCUAUAUUCUAAAAGUUUGUAAACCUUGUUCUAUAUUUUAGAAGUUUUUAAACCCUGUUCUAUAUUUUAAAAGCUUCUAAACCCUGUUCUAUAUUUUAAAAGUUUCUAAACCCUGUUCUAUAUUUUAGAAGUUUCUAAAACCUGUUCUUUAUUUUAGAAGCUUCUAAACCCUGUUCUAUAUUUUAGAAGCUUCUAAACCCUGUUCUAUACUCUAGAAGUUUCUAAACACUGUUCUAUUUUCUAAGUUUCUAAACCCUGAUCUAUAUUUUAGAAGUUUCUAAACUCUGUUCUAUAUUUUAGAAGUUUCUAAACCCUGUUCUAUAUUUUAGAAGUUUCUAAAACCUGUUCUAUAUUUUAGAAGUUUCUAAACCCUGUUCUAUAUUUUAGAAGCUUCUAAAACCUGUUCUAUAUUCUAGAAGUUUCUAAGCCCUGAUCUAUAUUUUAGAAGUUUCUAAACUCUGUUCUAUAUUUUAAAAGUUUCUAAACCCUGUUCUAUUUUCUAGAAGUUUCUAAACCCUGUUCUAUAUUUUAAAAAGUUUCUGGACCCUGUUCUAUAUUCUAGAAGUUUCUAAACCCUGAUCUAUAUCUUAGAAGUUUCUAAACUUUGUUCUAUAUUUUAGAAGUUUCUGAAUCCUGUUCUAUAUUUUAGAAGUUUCUAAACCCUGUUUUAUAUUCUAGAAGUUUUUAAACCCUGUUUUAUAUUCUAGACGUUUCUAAACCCUAUUCUAUAUUCUAGAAGUUUCUAAACUCUGUUUUAUAUUCUAUGUAGAAGUUUCAAAACCCCGUUCUAUAGUCUAGAAGUUUCUAAACCCUGUUCUAUUUUCUAGAAGUUUCUAUACCCUCUUCUAUAUACUAGAAGUUUUCGAACUCUGCUCUAUAUUCUAGAAGUUUCUAUACCCUGUUCUAUUUUCUAGAAGUUUCUAAACUCUGUUUAAUAUUCUAGAAGUUUUUAAACCCUGUUUUAUAUUCUAGACGUUUCUAAAACCUGUUCUAUAUUCUAGAAGUUUCUAAACCCUGUUUUAUAUUCUAUGUAGAAGUUUCAAAACCCUGUUCUAUAGUCUAGAAGUUUCUAAACCCUGUUCUAUUUUCUAGAAGUUUCUAUACCCUCUUCUAUAUACUAGAAGUUUUCGAACUCUGUUCUAUAUUCUAGAAGUUUCUAUACCCUGUUCUAUAUUCUAGAAGUUUCUAAACUCUGUUUUGUAUUCUAGAAAUUUCUUUAUUUUAUUUAAAUCAAUUGAUUCUAUAUAUUGCACAAUCAGUCCCAAUAAAAGUAGUAAUAGAAUAUAGAAGAGAGUGAGGAUUACACAUCGUCUGAAAGGAAUUGAAAUUUUACAACAAACUCUGAUUUCUAAUCUCAUAUAAUUUUGCAACAUAAUGCCAAAGACCUCAGAUAUUUUAAACAAUGAAUGCUUUUAGAUUAAAUAAUCUAAGUGUGAAAUACAGAAGGUUCCAAAGACUUAGGCAUUGAAAAAAUUGAGUUUGUGGCAAAGACUCCAUUUCUUUAUAUUUCACACAUAUCUUAAAAAAAUCUUGAACGAAAGUUAACACCAAAUUGAGGCGUAGUAUGUUUAUUGUUUUAUGAAUGUGCUCACUUGGGAACCCUGCUUUGCCUGGAGCUAAUAAAUAUUUCAAAGCAAACUAAUAAGAUCCCCGUGGUUCUACCUAGAGCCCCAAUCAAAAUUUGAGGCAGAUCAGUCAAGGGGUUCACAAGUUUAUAUCGGACAUAGAAACAGAAAUCUGUCAAAAGUCUAAUUUAUUCAAUAACAACGAAAUCUUUAAAAUGUUUAAUAUCUCCGUCAAUUUUGAAGAUAUAAAGAAGUACCGCAAA